Molecule: messenger RNA, 1260 nt
Organism: Ustilago hordei
Lineage: Eukaryota; Fungi; Basidiomycota; Ustilaginomycetes; Ustilaginales; Ustilaginaceae
Exons: 1
Coding region: 1-1260 (419 amino acids)
Biological process (GO): RNA splicing; generation of catalytic spliceosome for second transesterification step
Cellular component (GO): U2-type post-spliceosomal complex; U4/U6 x U5 tri-snRNP complex; U5 snRNP
Source: RefSeq, a predicted model, not a curated record
AUGGACUUUCUCAAAGCAGAGAUCUCCAACAAGCGCAAGGCGGCUGAGGUCGCCACCUCGACAGCAUCAGCUAGCACCUCCAAAGCGGCGGCUGCACCACCACCGAACAAGUACAUGCGAAGAGGAGACCUCGAAAAGCUUCGAGAACAGCAAGAACGAUCCGUUUCACCAUCCUCUUCCGCCUCUCCAUCUGCCUCAUCGCGCACAGCAACAUCUUCGCCAAGCAAGCGCCUCAAGACUGAGGCAGACGCUAUAGCACGCUCAGCUUGCCCCUCAACAUCAACAUCAACGAGGCUCAGCUCAGCAACAAAAGCAGCGCUCGACACAGCAGCGGCAGAAGUCGGGCGCGAAAGGUUCAACGUAUCCAAUGAAGAAGCUGUCCGUCGACUACGAGCAAAAGGCGAACCGAUCAGACUCUUCGGAGAGUCGGAUAAAGAACGUCGUCUCCGAUUGCGCGCGCUCGAACUUAUCGAGGAGAAAGGAGGUGGAGCUGUGGGUCAGAACGAUUUCCGCAACGCUCUACAAAGUGCUGAAAGCGCAACUGCGCUUGACCUACUAGAGAAGAGAAACGCCGCAAACAAAGGCAAAUUCGAACAAGCUCGUCUCGAAGGGUUACGGCAAGAUGCAGCCGCAGCAGCUGCGAUAGGUGAUGCUGAGAAAGCUCUCGCUGACCAGCCAUCCACAUCAGAUCAGAAGGACGGGGAGGAGGGCGAAAUCUCCAAAACACGAGAAGGAGUGGGUAUGGGCCAAGUUCUCGACCUUAACCUGAUCAAAACCGACAUCGACCGAGUCUACCCUAUCAUAUACUACACCCUCAAAGGUCUCCUCCAAGAGUGGGCCGACUCCCUCGCCUCCCGUCCCGAUGAAGUCAAACAUACCAUGCAAGGCAAACUUGCAGCCGCAACCCAGGUUCAAUCCGCAGACUACCUCAAACCCCUUUUCAAGAAGCUACGCAAACGCGCGCUGACACCAGACGUCCUAAUGCGGAUAGCAGAGAUCGUGCACUACAUGCAGAAGAGACAGUAUAGGAACGCGAACGAUUCGUAUCUGCAGCUUUCGAUUGGGAAUGCACCAUGGCCGAUCGGUGUUACGAUGGUGGGUAUUCAUGAGAGGUCAGGGAGAGAGAAGAUCUUCAGUAGUAAUGUGGCUCAUGUGUUGAACGAUGAGGUAUCAAGGAAAUAUAUUCAGAGUUUGAAGAGGUUGAUGACUUUUGCACAGACGAAGUAUCCUCCGGAAGAUAUUAGUAUGAUGAUGGGGUAG